Molecule: messenger RNA, 1890 nt
Organism: Frankliniella occidentalis (western flower thrips)
Lineage: Eukaryota; Metazoa; Arthropoda; Insecta; Thysanoptera; Thripidae
Gene: Polr3C
Product: DNA-directed RNA polymerase III subunit RPC3
Exons: 9
Coding region: 178-1740 (520 amino acids)
Biological process (GO): DNA-templated transcription
Cellular component (GO): RNA polymerase III complex
Molecular function (GO): single-stranded DNA binding
Source: RefSeq, a predicted model, not a curated record
CAUUCAUUUGGCUAUUCACCGGCAUGGCGAAAGAGGUUAUGUUGUCCUUUGAUAGUUGAUUAGUUGAUACAAUUUUUGUUUCUUGUAAACAAAAAAAUUGUCCCCGUUCCCGUUAUUUAGUUUCUUUGUGUCAUUAGUGUUGCAAUGUCAUAAUCAACAAUUGCUGCAAUAUUUAUCAUGUCAGUUCUAUUAGGAAAAGUUUGUUCUCUAAUUUUGGAAGAGCAUUUUGGGGAAAUAGUGUCCAAGGUGGGCACUGACCUUUUUCAAUGGGGUCCAAAACCUCUUGCUCUAGUUGCCUCCUCAACCAAAUUAUCCAUUGACAAGGUAAAGCAGUCCCUCUGCGUACUGCUACAGUAUGGCUUGGCAACAUUUGCUCCUGGUAAGUCUGGACGUGUUGCUGAGUAUACCAUUCAAACAGAGAAGAUAUUUUCUCUCCUCAGAUAUCCUAGGUACCUUUAUUUAAUUAAAAGCAAGUUUGGCGUUGAAGCUGAAACAUUAGUUGAAGAAUUCUUAAGGGUAGGCUUUGAUUCUGCAUCUCGACUUAUUGUAAAGGCAGCUACCAGACUCCAAGAGUCUCAGAAAGGUUCUGACAAUGCAAGUGCCUAUUUAUCUACACUUCGAGAUAAAUUUGUCUCAUUAGUCAACAAACAGUUUUUAAUGCGCUGCCCCUCACCUACACCUGUUGAUGAAGAGAAAGGAGAGAAGCCAACAGGAAUUCCUAAUCUUACUGUUUCUAAAACACAAUUACAUCUUCCUCCAACUUUAAAUAUGAAAGCUCUUACACAGCUACUGGAGGGAGAAGUAGCUGAUGCUGGUGAUGAAGGUGUAUACUGGCGGGUCAACUUUGAUCGCUUCCAUCAGGACUUUCGUGACCAAAUUAUGGUUGCUGCUAUUGCAAGAAGAAUAGAUGACAAUGCCAGUGAAAUUUUCCAACUGUUACUACAACUCAUGUAUAUUCGUACUGAUCCAUGGGUUAGAGUUUCAAAUCCUAUUCCAUACUCAGAGUUACGAGAUACACUACGUAAGAAGGAUCCUCAGUCUCCUAUACUGCCACACCUUGACCAAUAUUUAAAAAUAAUUGAGGAGGACUCCAGUGGUUUCAUUACUAGAGUUGGUGACAGUGGUGGAGGACAAUUCUGUAUCAACAUGCACAAAUCCUUUGAGGCAUUGACCUGGACCUGUAUUGAAAAUAUUAUUGUUGAGCGCUUUGGGUCUAAAGCAGCACGUAUUUUCAGAUUAGUGAAAGAUAGGAGAUUUAUUGAGCAAGAAAAAAUACAGCAAAUUGCCAUGAUCCCAGCAAGAGAAGCCAAACAACUUACUUAUCGGCUAAUGCAUGAAAAUUUCUUGCAACUCCAAGAACUUCGUAAAACAAUGGCUACCAAUGCUGGCCCCAACAAAACCUUCUUCCUUUUUCAUAUUGAUCUAGAGGAGGUUGCUCGCAUGAUACUAGAUUUGAGUUAUAAGGCUCUCUAUAAUGCCAUGAAUCGGAGAGAUUUUGAAACAAAUGAGAACCGCCGCCUUAUUGAGAAAAAGAAUAGAAUCCACAGUAUAGCUCUCAGUUUACAGGCACAAGGAGCACCAGCCGAACAGUUGCAAGAAAUUGAAGAAAUGAUGGCACCUCCGGAGGUUGAUCUUUUUAAUAAAGUAAUGAGAAGAGUACAGAAAUUGAGUGAAGCAGAGCUCCACCUAGAAGAGACAAUAUUUCUUAUGCAAUUAUUUUUAAGUUACAAUAUGCAAUGAUCUCACUGUUAUUUGUUGUCUGGAUGCAUUCCUGUAAAUAUGUUCCAUUGGAGCUGUAUCUUUCAAUCAAUGAACUGUCUUUGUUUUGUGUGUACCACAAUUUUGUUAUCUGCUCUAACCAUUUUUAAUCGAUAAAGGAAACGAGCUGUA